AAGUCUCCGUGAGGGAAGAGUCAGAUAACGAUCAAAACCAGAGUGAUGAAGGCGACACUGAGACUUCACCAACCAAAUCGCCAACAACACCAAAAUCGGUCAAAAGCAAAAAUUCCUCAGAGUUCCCACUCUUCUCUUAUAAUAAUGGAGUUGUCAUGACCUCCUGCCGCGAGCUGGACAGUAACCGCAGCGCCCUGUCAGCAGCCUCCGCCUUUGCCAUAGCAACCGCAGGCGCCAAUGAGGGGACCCCAAACAAGGAGAAGUACCGGAGGAUGUCCUUGGCUAGCGCAGGCUUUCCCCCCGACCAGAGGAACGGAGACAAGGAGUUCGUGAUCCGCAGAGCGGCCACCAAUCGCGUUCUGAAUGUGCUCCGCCACUGGGUCUCCAAGCACUCUCAGGACUUUGAGACCAACGACGAGCUCAAAUGCAAGGUGAUCAGCUUCCUGGAGGAGGUCAUGCAUGACCCGGAGCUCCUGACCCAGGAGCGGAAGGCUGCGGCCAACAUCAUCAGGACUCUGACCCAGGACGACCCGGGGGACAGCCAGAUCACGCUGGAGGAGCUCACACAGAUGGCUGAAGGCAUGAAGGCCGAGCCCUUUGAAAACCACUCAGCCCUGGAGAUCGCGGAGCAGCUGACCCUGUUGGACCACCUGGUCUUCAAGAAGAUCCCUUAUGAGGAGUUCUUUGGACAAGGAUGGAUGAAACUGGAAAAGAAUGAAAGGACCCCUUAUAUCAUGAAAACCACUAAGCAUUUCAAUGAUAUCAGUAACUUGAUUGCUUCAGAAAUCAUCCACAAUGAGGACAUCAAUGCGAGGGUGAGCGCCAUCGAGAAGUGGGUGGCCGUGGCUGACAUAUGCCGAUGCUUACACAACUACAAUGCUGUUCUGGAGAUCACCUCAUCCAUGAACCGGAGCGCAAUCUUCCGGCUGAAAAAGACAUGGCUCAAAGUCUCUAAGCAGACAAAAGCUUUGAUUGAUAAGCUCCAAAAGCUUGUGUCGUCAGAGGGCAGAUUUAAGAAUCUGAGAGAAGCUCUGAAAAAUUGUGACCCACCCUGUGUCCCUUACCUGGGGAUGUACCUCACUGACCUGGCCUUCAUCGAAGAGGGGACGCCCAACUACACGGAGGACGGCCUGGUCAACUUCUCCAAGAUGAGAAUGAUAUCCCAUAUCAUCCGAGAGAUUCGCCAGUUUCAACAAACUGCCUACAAAAUAGAGCACCAAGCAAAGGUAACGCAAUAUUUACUGGACCAAUCUUUUGUAAUGGACGAAGAAAGUCUCUACAAGUGUUCUCUCCGAAUAGAACCAAAACUCCCCACCUGAAGCUGUACCCAGCCCGCCGCCAUGGACACGUGCUAUAUGAUAUUGUACAUAGUCGUUUGGUUUCUCUGGAUUUUCUUCUUUAGUAUGUGCUUCUCCAAGAGUACAAGUCCGUUCUUGUUCUUAGAUUCCUGUAGAACCAAAAUAUGAAUCUCUGCACCGGUUAGGACUUGGUCCGCGCACCCCAUCCCUCGUUUCCUGCAGUGCCUGUUUCUUUGAAACAACUGUACUCUUAGUCUGUUCUCCCCAGCCCCUCACUCUCCCCCAAAGGGAAAACAGAGUCCGUGCAUACACAAAUCUUUGGCACCAGUUCUGCUUCUGUCCGUCCCCAGCCCAGGCCCAUGGGUUGAGUUGGCCACCCAGCAUCCUCCGGCAUGUUCCAUGUAGCUGUUAUAACAGGGUGGGGGGUAGGGGGGAGGCGGGAGGGGGAACCGUACCCUGAAGUCCAGUCAUCGAUAAAUCUUCCUGCUGACGGUGAUGCCAAUUUCCAAAGCAGCUUUUUCAGCCAAAAUCGCAGGUCUCAAAACUCCGUGUCUCCCAGUGACCUGGAGGGAAAGGAGUCCUGUCCGCUGAGAACCACGCCCUGCGACACUGAGGCCACCACCUCGUUCAGGCACCACGUCGCUCCCGGCUCUGAGAAUAAAACCAGGUAGCAUGACUAGCAGUCUCGAUAACCCUGGACAAGGCCCUGGAACUUCCUGAGGAAAACAGAAUCACAACACAAAGUCGUGUCGACUUCUGCCGACGGCUGCCCAGCGCUCACUGCAAGUCGCGAACACACAAAAAUGUCACUUUUCCUCUUUGAGCCGCCUAACGGUCACUACAAGCUUACGUUGAGAUGCUCCAAGUCUGUAUGCCUUGUGAAAAAUAGUACCACACUGUAGAAUUAGGAAAUCAAUAACCAAGUGUUUUUAUUGCAUAUACUGUAGUCCUGUCUAAAUGCCUUCUAGCAGGAAUAUAGUACUGUAGUGCUUAUUCUGUGAAUAUUACCAUCUAUUUUUUACAUUGUACAGCAUAGAAAACACAGGUUAACUCUGAAGUGGCAGGCAUGCUCCACUCUGACAAACAGACAACUUUUGCUGUAAGCAAUACCUAGGGGUAUGAGAAUUCUAUUUCAAGUCCUACAAUAUUUCAACUUACAGCUUGUUUGGAAAGAAAAAAGAAAUUUCCAUUUUUGUAAAAAUAUAUGUUUCCUGAUUACCUCUUGCUAAUAAAUCUAUUCUAUCUCAGGGU
Molecule: messenger RNA, 2549 nt
Organism: Physeter macrocephalus (sperm whale)
Lineage: Eukaryota; Metazoa; Chordata; Mammalia; Artiodactyla; Physeteridae
Gene: RASGRF1
Product: Ras protein specific guanine nucleotide releasing factor 1
Exons: 12
Coding region: 156-1319 (387 amino acids)
Biological process (GO): Ras protein signal transduction; positive regulation of GTPase activity
Cellular component (GO): plasma membrane
Molecular function (GO): guanyl-nucleotide exchange factor activity
Source: RefSeq, a predicted model, not a curated record